CACUUCUCAGAUCGACUCUAAAAUCAGUUUCAAGGUCAGAUUGAUUAGAUUUCUCAAAUCGUUAGUUUUUUUAGUUAUUAUUAUCAUCUGGGUUAUUGAGUUGAAUCAGAAUUGUUUUGUUUGAUAUUGCCCACAACGUGUUCGAUUAUGUAGUAUUUCCGGUGAAUGUGAGCUCUUGUAGUGCCUAAUUGCACCCCUAAUUUAUGAAUUUAUGUGAAGAAAAAAAAUAAUUUGUAUUUAUAUAUUGAUUUAUGUUUUAACAUUAGCCUGAUAUAUAUGAUCGUUGUUCGGGGAUGUACAUAGCUAGUUGUGAUCUUGUUUGGAUUUAGCACCAUUUAGUAGUUGUCUUUCCUCAGUGAAAUAAUUUUUCUGUGACAGUGAUAAUUUUGGAGGAUGGAUGAGACCAAAUUAUACUUGUGUUUUGAAGCAACAAAUCCGAAAUAAGAGUCUGUUUAUGUGAUAUAUUCUACAAAAGAGAGUGAUCUGAUGCACAAAUCACCGACUUUUAGACCAAACUUCACCUUGGAAGAAUGUAUCAGUGGGGUUUCUGCUAUGGGCUGUGGUCUUUUUGGUUCCAAAAUUGUUCUCGCUGGUGGAUUUUCUGGUGCAGGAGAAAACAGGAUAUAUAACCGUAGCCUGGUAACGUACGAUCCUGUCAAUAAAAAGGUAUCUCGUGAGGAUUUUCCCGAUAUGCGGGGACGCAAAAUCAGGCCUUUGGUGUUUGAGGUUUAUGGGAGGCUGUAUGUCUUGGAUACCAGCAAUUCUGUUUACAAGCGAACCUGGGAACUUUAUUAUCCCACGAAAAAAAUUUGGGCCAAAGUAAGUGAUCCCUUCUGCAGCAUAUAUAAUGCCCUAACAUGUAUUAAAAAUAUAUCAGGCAGAUUCCCAUACUCUUGGUUUGUUAGUGGCAACACAGUUUCCAUUUCUUCGCCCGCAGAAGGCCUUACAUAUUUUCACCAUACUAGGCAAGCCACCAAGUUAUUUUCUACUGAUGCCAGUGAACCGCUUCCAUUCCAUGGCAUGGCAACAACUUUCUUUAAUCCGGGUUUCUGUAAUGUAGUUGUCAUCUCCUUUUCUAAAGGACUGGUAGGAGGACAAGGAUGUGUAGAAGGACGCCGAUUGAGAUACUGCCCCUUUAAAUUUUCCGAACCUGAACUUAUUUUUAGGACUACUCCGUACGAAAAACCUGAUGGUGAAGUAUCUAGUUAUUUUGCUGAAUGUGGAAAGGGGAAGUUCUGCCUUAUUACUUUCGACAACUUCAACAUACAUGUCCAUGUUUUCAAGAUUCUCAGGCGUGAAGCUGCGGAUGGGACCUCGAGUUUGGUUCUAAUAGAUUUAGAUAAGCACAAAUAUAACUUCAGUGAUUUCUCCGUUGAAGGCUUCACAAGUAUCAGUCUCUCUGGCUGCUUUGUGUUGCCAAGAGAUGAUGGGCCUAAGAGAUAUGAAGAAUCAAAAUUGUACCAUAAUUAUUUUUUGUGUUACGAGUCGGAGGAAAAGGAUGACGACAUUCCUCCUUUAAUUGCAACGGAUAAAGGACUCAUGGUAUUUGGACUUUUAUUGAUCCUGAUUAUGACAGCGGCGGCGGAGACAGUGAUUUCGAAGUGUAUUAGGUAGGCCUAACAAUUUGGCACAUGACACGAAAAGUUAGUGCUUGGGUUUAAAUUUUUGGGACACGAACAUGAAAGUACACGGUGAAUUUAGUGUCGGAUAUUCUUUCAACCUUCCAACCAAUUUAUUUAACUCGUUCACAGGAACGAAGCUACAUAGGGCCAGAGGGGGCCAAUGCCCCCCUAGGAUUUUUAUAAUAUUAUAAUUUGUAUUAUAUAAUUUUGAAAAAAUUGUAUUUUAUGUAUAUAUUUAUAUAAAUAUAAAAAGUUGUCCCCCCCCAAAAAAA
Messenger RNA from Daucus carota subsp. sativus, 1894 nucleotides. RefSeq lists its product as uncharacterized. Bases 487 to 1614 code for a protein of 375 amino acids. Gene Ontology annotation, molecular function: protein binding. The transcript is spliced from 4 exons. The record is from RefSeq and is a predicted model, not a curated record. Lineage: Eukaryota; Viridiplantae; Streptophyta; Magnoliopsida; Apiales; Apiaceae.